Molecule: messenger RNA, 1593 nt
Organism: Colletotrichum spaethianum
Lineage: Eukaryota; Fungi; Ascomycota; Sordariomycetes; Glomerellales; Glomerellaceae
Product: non-reducing end alpha-L-arabinofuranosidase
Exons: 1
Coding region: 1-1593 (530 amino acids)
Biological process (GO): carbohydrate metabolic process
Molecular function (GO): hydrolase activity, hydrolyzing O-glycosyl compounds
Source: RefSeq, a predicted model, not a curated record
AUGCAUGCAGCUCAUUUUCUCCCGCUCCUGGUGAGCCUCAUGCUCGCCACCUCUUCCGCCUCCUCAGUCAAGAAGUGCCGCGACGAAACCUUCCAGAACCCGGUUCUUUACGAGGACUACCCCGACAAUGACGUCUCCGUCGGCCCCGACGGCGCCUUCUAUUUCUCGGCCUCCAAUUUCCACUACAGCCCCGGCGCGCCCAUCCUGCGGUCCUUGGACCUCGUCAACUGGGAGCCCGUCGGGCACUCGAUCCCGCGGAUGAACUUUGGCGACGGUUACGAUCUCCCCCCCAGCGGCGAGCGGGCCUACCGCGGCGGGACGUGGGCCUCGACGCUGCGGUAUCGCAAGAGUGAUGGGCUGUGGUACUGGAUCGGAUGCACCAACUUCUGGAUUACCUGGGUGUUUACGGCGCAGUCUGUCGACGGCCCGUGGUAUAACCGCGCCAAUUUUGGCGGCGGGAACUGCAUGUACGAUAACGGUCUGCUGAUCGACGACGACGAUACGAUGUACGUCGUCUACGGCAACGGCCAGGUCAAGGUCUCGCAACUGGCCGCCGACGGUCUCAGCGUCGUCCGCACCGAGCAAGUCCUCCAAGCCUCGGACGUCAACACAGAGACCGUCGAAGGCAACAGGAUGUACAAGAUCAAUGGCACCUACUAUAUCCUCAACGACCAGCCCGGCACCACGACAUACAUCUGGAAGUCCAGCAGCCCCUGGGGUCCCUACGAAGCCAAGAUCCUCGGCCAGAACGUUACGCCGCCGCUCGAUGGCGGCAAUUCGCCUCACCAAGGCAGUCUCAUCAAAACGGCAAAGGGAGAUUGGUACUUUGUUUCCUUCACCUGGGCGUACCCCGCCGGCCGCAUGCCGGUGCUGGCCCCGAUCGUCUGGGGCGAGGACGGGUUCCCCGAGCUCGUCAAGGGCUCCAACGGCGGCUGGGGCUCAUCGUACCCCUUGCCCUUACCGGCCCAGCCUCUGUAUAACUGGACGCGAACAUACAACUUUGAGAGCGAGCUGGGCCCGACGUGGGAGUGGAACCACAACCCCGACGUCGCGAGCUACACGGUCAACAACGGCGUGACCCUCCGCGCCGCCAGCGUCACAGAGGACUUGUACCAGGCGCGCAACACCCUCACUCACCGGAUCCACGGCGAGUUCCCCAAGGGCACCGUGGAGAUCGACUUCAGCAAUUUGGCCGACGGAGAUCGGUUCGGGCUUGCCGCGUUCCGCGAUCAGAGCGCGUACAUCGGGAUCCACCGCAGCGGCAGCGAAUACACUCUCAAAGCCGUCCACGGUAUCAUCAUCGACGAGUGGUCCGGGACCCCGGUCAGUCCGGGCCAGGAGGUGGCGUCGGCCCCGGUCCCGAGUGGUGCGAAGAAAGUUUGGUUCCGGGCGGAGCUGGAUGCGCGGCCGACGGGGACAAAGGACGCCAAUUUCUUCUACAGCUUUGACGGGACGCAGUUCACGCAGCUCGGAGAAACGUACGAGUUGUACUCUGGCUGGGCGUUCUUCAUCGCGUACCGAUUUGGAAUCUUCAACUUUGCGACCAAGCAGUUGGGCGGGUCGGUCAAGGUGGAAUCUUUUACGGCAGCUUGA